Schistosoma turkestanicum is the source of this 757-nucleotide messenger RNA. Lineage: Eukaryota; Metazoa; Platyhelminthes; Trematoda; Strigeidida; Schistosomatidae. The record is from the annotation of a GenBank genome assembly.
GGAUUGAAUUAUUCGAUGCAUCUGAUAUGGGACGUUGUCAAUUUGCUAUGAAUUCUGCACGUGGUUGUCCUGCAGGCCCAUUAUCUGCUUGUCAACAAUUAAAUAAAGUGAUUACUCAUGUACAAAAAUCAAAUCCUUCCAUUAAUUCCAGCUCAAAUGUUAUUUCGGCCUCCUGUCGAAAAGUUUCAAAUCAAAAUUUCCUUGAAUCUCAAACUCAAUUAGCUUUAUCAUUUGGAUCAUCCAAUGAAUAUCGUUAUUGGCUUACUCGUUGGUUCCGUCAACUCAUUGAAGAUAAUGAAGAAGAACGAGUUCGUCAAAUAAUUCAAGAUCUCAUUGGUCCUGUAUCUGGAACUAACAAACUACAUUCUACUUUACAAUCAGAAAUAAAGGGUAUAUCAAGGCAUAUAUUAGCCAAAGAAUUAUUAAGUUUAUUUGCAUUGAAUUUACAUUUACAACGUUUAUAUGUUGAAUUAAAUGAAAUGUUAAAUGAAUUCAGAUGAUGAACAAUUGAACAACACUAACACCAACACCAGCGACAACUCUAUUCUUCAUAUAUAACCUGUUUAUUAGUAUAUUAUUGAAGAAGAGCGCAUCUAUUUCUCUCCUCUCCUCUCCUCUCCUCCUCCUUCUUCUCUUUCAUUAAUAAACAAUUAAUUAUUUUUUUCUGUAAUUAGUAAUUAUUACUUAUUAUACUUAUAUAUAUAUAUACCUCUUUAUACUUUCAACUUUUUAUUAGUAGUAUUAUUUUAUUCUUGAA